Molecule: messenger RNA, 6468 nt
Organism: Meriones unguiculatus (Mongolian gerbil)
Lineage: Eukaryota; Metazoa; Chordata; Mammalia; Rodentia; Muridae
Gene: Mon1b
Product: MON1 homolog B, secretory trafficking associated
Exons: 6
Coding region: 148-1827 (559 amino acids)
Biological process (GO): vesicle-mediated transport; protein targeting to vacuole
Source: RefSeq, a predicted model, not a curated record
GCCGUGCAACCGGAAAUGUCCCGGGAGGCGUCGCUUCCGGAAGUGUGGCAAAUCCCCCACCACACCAGGAAGUGUGGUGCCGCGGCGGCUCCUGGAAGUGUUGCUGUCCACCCAGUUGAGAGGCGAGCUUGAAACAGGGAUGUGCAGAUGGAGGCCGGAGGAGAUAGUACUGUCCCAGCCCCCGGGGGCGUGGAGGACUUGGUGGACACGCAGUCGCCCAGUGAGGAGGCUGGAGACAGCGAAGGGGUUCACCCGAGCACGCCGGAUCCCGGAGAUGGGAACCCGGAGGAGGACACAGGAUCCAAGGCGAAGGACCAGCCAUCCAGCCCCCUAUCACCUUUGCCUCAGGCUGAGGCCGCAUCAAGCACUUGUGAGCACUGGAAAACUGCAGUUUCAGACAGCAGUCCCACUGGAGAACCUGAGAGUACUUCUGAGGGUCAAGGAGAAGACCCCAGUGAUGGGGAUCCCAGUGAUGGGGACCCCAGUGAUGAGGACUGGCGCAGCCAACGGAAGCAUGUGUUUGUGCUGAGUGAGGCAGGCAAGCCCAUCUACUCACGGUAUGGUAGUGUCGAGGCGCUUUCUGCCACCAUGGGUGUGAUGACGGCCCUUGUGUCCUUCGUGCAGAGUGCAGGAGAUGCCAUUCGUGCCAUCUAUGCCGAGGACCACAAGCUGGUGUUCUUGCAGCAGGGGCCACUCCUGCUGGUGGCUGUGUCCCGAACUCCGCAAUCUGCAGCACAGCUACGGGGUGAGCUGCUUGCAGUCCAUGCACAAAUUGUGAGCACACUGACACGCGCAAGUGUGGCCCGCAUCUUCGCACAUAAGCAGAACUAUGAUCUCCGUCGCCUGCUGGCUGGCUCAGAGCGCACACUGGACCGGCUCCUAGACAGUGUGGAGCAAGACCCUGGUGCCCUGCUCCUGGGUGCUGUGCGCUGUGUGCCCCUGGCCCGUCCACUGCGGGAUGCCCUGGGCACUCUACUGCGGCGCUGUACAGCCCCAGGCCUGGCCCUAUCUGUGCUGGCUGUUGGAGGUCGACUGAUAACGGCAGCCCAGGAGAGGAACGUGCUGGCCGAGUGCCGGCUAGACCCAGCUGAUCUGCAGUUACUGCUUGACUGGGUGGGUGCACCAGCCUUUGCGGCAGGUGAGGCAUGGGCACCUGUGUGCCUGCCUCGCUUCAACCCAGAUGGUUUCUUCUACGCCUAUGUGGCCCGCCUGGAUUCCAUGCCCGUCUGCCUGCUGCUGCUCGGCACCAACCGUGAAGCCUUCCAUGCCAUGGCUGCCUGCCGGCGCUUGGUUGAAGAUGGAAUGCACAACCUUGGUGCCCUGCGUACCCUGGGGGAGGCUGCCAGCUUCUCUAAUGGCCCAUCAGCCAAUGCCCCUGCCUACAGUGUGCAGGCUGUGGGAGCACCUGGCCUCCGGCAUUUCCUCUAUAAGCCACUGGACAUCCCUGACCAACACCGCCAGCUGCCGCAGUUUACCAGUCCUGAGCUAGAGGCCCCCUAUAGCAGAGAGGAGGAGCGACAGCGGCUGUCCGACUUGUAUCACCGCCUGCAUGCUCGCCUCCAUAGCACCUCCCGGCCCCUGCGCCUCAUUUACCACGUGGCUGAGAAGGAGACACUGCUGGCCUGGGUGACCUCCAAGUUCGAGCUCUACACUUGCCUCAGCCCCCUGGUGACCAAGGCAGGUGCCAUCUUAGUAGUGACAAAGCUCCUGCGCUGGGUAAGGAAGGAAGAGGACCGGCUCUUCAUCCGUUACCCACCCAAGUACUCCACACCUCCCUCCACCUCGGGAGACCAGGCCCCCAGCAAUGGCUUGUUCGCAGGACUCUGAACAACUGCUGCAGUGACGGCAUUUGGCUUUUACAUUCUGUCUCUACUAUGGAUAUGUGGGUAGAGGGUUGUGUGGGGCUGGUCCCCGUCUCCCUGGACAGGUGGGAACAAAUGGGAGAAGGAGGAAAGCAGCCAGAGGCACAGGUUGCUCCGUGAGCCCCCUCGUGCACCUCCACAUCUGACCUCUGCGUCACCUCCCUAACCUGAGUGCCACUGCACCCUCUGUCACCGGCCAUCUCCUCCAAGACUCUUCAAAGCAGCGAAGGUUGCUGCCGCGUCCAUCUUCCAAGCAGGCCUGAGACUGGCCUGAGGCUGUCCUCAGGGUAGUGGGUAACCCACAAGGGCUCUGGAAUUUGUAAUGCAGGGGUAGGCUGUGCUUGAAACCAGCCUGUGGUUGUUUAAAGAAAACUGUACAGAAAGGGCCUAAAGCUGAAUCCCACAAGACAUUCUUCUGUCCUUCAUGUCUUUUUUCCCUACUUAAAAAAAAAACAAAAACAUCGGGCUGUUUUGAACAUGAAUAAAAAGGUGGCCUCCAGUAUCCACCCGUGUAAGACAUGCCACCGGACUUCCCCCAUCCGCUGGGAUGUAGCUUUCUGAAGAUGCUCUUAGCCUCUAAGGCUUUCUGCUCACGGAAGUGUAACUUUCUUUCGGCCCUCUUGGAGCUCUGUAAACCUACACGGGUUGGCGCUGUGCUGUGCUGCUGCCCAGUACAAACCUGUUUGCUCUGGACAUUGGCCACUUGCAGGAACAACCUAAAGAAGAGCCCUUAAAGAGCUUCCACGUACCACCCACCUCAACUGCCCCAGCAUGGUUUAGAGACAGGGCCCUGAGGUUGGGCGCAUGCGUGCUAACUAUCAGUUGCGAUGCAGACGUUCUGCGCUUGUUCUGAGCAGCCCCACCCCCUGGUGUCAGGCAAAGUCUGUAGCAGCACGUGCUGCCAUCCCCACUGCUGUUUUUCUUCCGAGGCACAUGCGCAGAUUCCCCGUGUUGGGAAAUGGCUGCUGAGCUGGAGCCUUUGAUGGCGGAGUGGCGGGUACCUGAGGAGGCUGAAGAUACCCCAGGUAGUGAGGGCCCACAGGGCAGACGGGAGAGAGGCUUUGGCUCAUUAUAAUUGAGAGUAAUUUUUUUAGAAAAGGUUUUAGCCUAUUGAAACUUCUAACUUCCACAAAGUGGAAAUAAAUAACAUAUGUGUUCUCAUCAUCUAGGUUAACUUGCCAACUUUAUUGACCAUAUUAAAUAUCUUAAGCAAAUAGUUCAUUUCAGAGCCCGUUACUAAGCAAAUUCAGAAGGGAUCGUGAUAUUGUCACAAAAACUGGCCUGUCGCUACCUAGCUGAGGGAGGGACCACUGUCGUUUCACAGCCUACAUCACUACACAGAUUAUUCAAGGCUCUUGAGAAUGGUUUCGCCCACUUUUUCCAAAUUUGUUUUGACUUCAGUAAUGACAGUUUUCCCCUCACUGGGAGCAGUGAGAUGGAGUCCAGCCUAGAAACUACUGGAAAUUGCAGUUCCUUCGAAAGAAAAUCUCUUAGGAUAAAUACACCAGAAGAGCAUUGUUUUAAUUAUAGAAAAUUUCUAAACAUCCUAAGGUAUAGAAAAUGGCAUGACCGGUGACUCCGGCCCUGCUUCAACGAGUGUUCAAUCUUUGUCCUUGCACUGUCUCUACCUUCUGCCCCCGCACACCCAGUCUCACUACAUGAGCAAACACAGGAGGCAGCAUCUCGCCAGACCUGCCUAUUCAGAUUCCAUAACAAUGAGUGUGGCCUUCAAGAAGGAGACCUGCUGUUUCCCUAGGCACCGGAAACACCUGCUUGGUGCUUGGCACUCAGUGAUUUUUUAAAUGGAUAAAUAAUGAGAUCAUUUUAGUAGAAUUUGUCUUAAAUUGUAGCCACAUGUUGGGUGUCAGUUUUCAAAGAUCAGAAGUCAGACAAGACACACUUUAUUAACCGUUUGAUACAGUGUUACAGAGAUUUAAAAACUUAGCGUCAACCUUUCAGAUUCCUCAAAGUUUAACAAGUCAUCGGCACUGGAGGAAGCUAGAAGGCAUAUCAGGUUGUACUUCUUAGACUCUGAUUGGCCAUAGGGCAUCAUACGUGGGAGGAUCAUAAAGGCACCAGUGGCCUUCUGGUAGAGGCUAAUGUUUUUAGCAGAUGCUGUUCCACAUCUGCAACCUCCAUGCUAGGUAAUCAAGGAGACCGACUACACAAGCCUGGAGCAAGGGUGAGCAAUGGUGAGUUACUAACAGGCAGAGACAGAAGAAGUGAUCAAAAAUGACCACAUCUAGCUAUAUCUGUGCAGUUGUAGAUCUUUUCAAGAGGUGGAGAAACACAGUUUUCAGUUGAUAUAAUUGUUCAUUCAUAAAAGAUGAGCCCCAGAGGGUUUUUUUUUUUUUAUUGAAUAAUUGGAAUUGAAACAAGGAAGGAGAAUGGUUAGUCAAGAGCAGCUGCUUGAAAGGUGUCUGAGGUAAGCGCACUUUGUGACUCUGGUAAAGGCCUUGGAUUUGAGGGAGGGGAGCAAAAUAGAGGCCUCUCAUGAUGUAUUGCUUUAUUUAUCUCUUAGAAAAAUAGGUAGUAAAAUAUAAUUUAAAAUAUGAGAGGGAGAGGGAAUACUGAGCAGCACCUGAGGCUUAUCCAGAUUUAAACUGUGCAGUCACUGGGAGCCUCUGUAUGUAGGAAAUAUGCACUGGAGUAUUAAGGACUAAUGGGCCAUACUAUCUGCAACUUACAGUUGAAAAACCCUCAAACACAGAGAAUCUGAUAGCGUUCCACAGCCUAUUUCUAUGAUUUUUGUAUACAUCAAAAAUAAUUUCAAAAUAAAAUGUUAAAAGGGGACUUAACCUUCUGCAGGGUCUUUUCUUUUAUAAAGUGGAAGGUUUUUGUUGUUUUUUAAGUUCACAGAGAUGCUAGAUUUCAAGUUUUUUAAAAUUAGAAUUUUAAAAUUUUCUUAUCAGGGGUUGGAGGGAUGGCUCAGGAGUUAAAAACACUAGCUGUUCUUGCAGAGGGUCGGGUUUGAUUCCCAGUGCCCACAUAGUGGCUCACAGCUGUCUAUAACUCCUGUUCCAGGGGAUCUGAGACCCUCUUCUGACCUCCACAGAGACCAGGCAAACACGUGGUGAACCUGCAAGGCAGAACUUCAUACACUAAAAGUGAAAAAAACUAGAAGAUUAUUUUUUUUAUUACUCACCCUGGGUCUUAUGACUAGCAGUAAAAAGACAGAGAGAGAGAGAAACAUGGAUGGAGCUUUGUCAGAAGUAGUUGCAAGACCAACUGGAGAAUACGGGCUGGUCAGGUAACACUACAUGUGGUCUGAGUGUCAUAGACAGUACAUGACGGCUGCUGAUCAUGUGGGUGUGAUUAUAGUAACAGACAAGCAAAUAUGGGUGAUGUUAACUGCCAUAGCAUUGAGGCUGUGUGUGCUAGCUAGCAUUCAUCACGGCUUCCGCACACUCUGUGUUUGAAAGCUUUCAUAAAAUGUUAAGAAAACAAACACCUUUCUCUGUUGUGAGGUUUUCUUUCUUUGCAAAAUGUUAAAUAAUUUUAAAUAAUUAAAAAAAUGUCUUAAGAGGAGAUGUCAACUUAUCGGUAGUAUCAUGUCAUGAGAUACGGGGCCAAGGAAAAAGGAAAGUUUCAUCUCUUCAAAGAUUUUUGUAGUGUUUGGGUUUUUUAGAAUGUUAGUUGGGUACGAGAUUUUUUUUUUUUUAAGUGACACAUGAAAUACAUUUUCAGAAGGAAGUGUUGGUGAAAUGAGACUUUUUAAAAAGAUUUUAUUUAUAUUUGUGUAUGUAUGUGUGUGUUUGUGUGUGUGUAUGUGGCGUUACUGAAUUUGGGCCCCUUGCAAGAGUAGUAUUUUUGCCCUUGUAACCUCUCAGGCACUUCACCAGCCAAGAGACUAACUUUUACUGCCAUGCUCUACUAUACAUGUCUAAGUAAUUAAAAUUUUAAACAAACAUAAACAAAUGUAUACUAGUAACUUAUAGAUUUUAGUGAGACAAAAGGAUGCUAAAAAUGUGAACAUGCACCCUCAUUUCAACAAGAAGAGCUCAGGGUUUUUGUUGUUGUUGUUUUAAGGUAUACAAUGGCUGUAAAGAAUUUCAUCCUGUCAAUGUGCUGUAAUUCUCCAAAGCAUCUUCAUUAUAAACAGUGAAGGGAUGAACAUCUUGUCUACCAUCCCAUUAACAGCGUCUUUAAAAUGCAUUCUUAGUAGCAAGAGGUUCAGAUCUGGAGGAGAUAAGGUUGUCUGCGUAUAUAUUACCAAAAAAAUUGAAAUGCAGCACUGGUUUUGCCAGUCAAUUUGAAUGGUAGACACAGCCUCUGAUGUGGCAGGUAGCCUCUAAGUAGUUGGUAUUCAGGUGUAUCCAGCAGGCACGUGCCAAUGAAAAGCAGAAGCGUGUGUUGGAUGGGAUACGAGGUAAAGUGUGUCCCUGGAAAUGGCCUUGUAGCUUAGCUACAAAAAUCCUGGCCUAGCCUGUGUGAGGCUCUGAGUUCAAUUUACAGCAUCACAAAAAUUAAUUAAUUGAAAUAAAAGUGUGAACCUCCUCCCCGGCUUGAGUCCAUCAGAACCUCAUGGUAUAAUACAUUGUACACAUGUAUGAAAUUGUCAUAGAAUCAAAAAUAAAUAAAUGCAAAACAGUGACUUUACUUGAAA